AUGUCCUCGCCGGGAACCUGCUACUCAGACAGAGCUCCGUCACCGUAUCUUGACCGACCCGUCGUUCCGAAGGUCAAGAUGUCCAAGGACCCGUCUCCAGUGUCCAAGUACAAGCCUCGCGGAGUCAUCAAAUACUACCCCUUUGAAAACUUGGACGACCUAUCCCGCCGCGAAGUCCAUCGCUUUCGUGUCUCGCCAUUUGGUCGUAUCCAGGAGUCAUGUGCCCAUAUUCCCUACAACAGCGGGAAGAAGGACUUCUUCGAGAAGACGGGGCGGGAGAGUUUUGAAGUUUUCAAGUAUGAGUUCAAAGUCCCGGGAGAGGACAACGACUUCACCGUAAUGUGGGACUACAACGUCGGUCUUGUCCGUAUGACUCCGUUCUUCAAGUGUUGCAAAUAUUCCAAGACUGUUCCGGCAAAGAUGUUGAGCCUCAACCCUGGACUCAAGGACAUCACUCACAGCAUCACUGGAGGCGCAAUAGCAGCUCAAGGAUACUGGAUGCCGUAUGAAUGUGCCAAGGCAGUAUGUGCCACGUUCUGCUACAACAUUGCCGGAGCCCUUAUUCCCAUUUUCGGCCCAUCAUUUCCGUCCAUGUGCGUCCCGCCAGGCUCGCCAGAGUAUCAACGCAUGGUGAUCGACCACCGCAUUGUCGAAGACGCCAUCAAAGACGCCGAUCGGUCACGAAAAGUACAGCACCACGCUCUCCCUCCGAUUGCAGUCGGACACAUGCCCAACAUGGAGCGGCAGCCCAUGCGACCUCAUCGUGACGACAGAAGACUCCGACUCAACACGAAUCGCCUCAUGAGCCCGUAUAGCGAUACUGACGGGGAGGGCGGCAACCGCUCGUGCCCGGACUCGGCGUCUAGCAACGGCUCAGACGGCGUCAGCUACAGCUAUGGAUAUCAUCUGGUUCCAGCACGACACUCGCAGCCGCCGACUUCUGGAUGGGUGGCCGCAAACCGUCCGGAGCCGUACCGCCUGGCCGACGAGGUCUACCGCACAGCCCAUACACCUCAUCCAUACCUCAGUGCCGUCCCUCGCUUCACGCCCCUGAACAGACACACACCAACCCCUCGUGCUCCGUGGUCACAAAAGCGUCCUGUCGACCACGAUGACAGCGAUGGCGGUCGUGAGAGCAGCGGCGAGAGCGUCCGCCUCAGCAGCCCCGCGCCCAGCUUCCAGUCUGAACGGCGCAGGGAAGAAGAGUCUGACGCCGAGAUUGCCGAACAGAAUGCUGCGCUGGGCCUCAUGACGCUCAAGACGGCGUCUCGUAAGGAGUCUGGGUACCAGAGCGACUUGGACAGCUCCGAUUUACACCGAAGCAAGCGACGGCGGGCCACGUCUGCGUGUAUUAUUGAGGGGCUUGAGCGGAAUAGAAAGGGAGGAGGAUGGAUGACUCGGACGACUUGA
This is a messenger RNA of Colletotrichum godetiae, 1410 nucleotides long. RefSeq names its product apses transcription factor Xbp1. Gene Ontology annotation, molecular function: transcription regulator activity; DNA binding. The record is from RefSeq and is a predicted model, not a curated record. Gene Ontology annotation, cellular component: MBF transcription complex; SBF transcription complex. NCBI's taxonomy places the organism in Eukaryota, Fungi, Ascomycota, Sordariomycetes, Glomerellales, Glomerellaceae. The transcript is spliced from 4 exons. The coding region runs from base 1 to 1410 and encodes 469 amino acids.